This is a messenger RNA of Helobdella robusta, 1098 nucleotides long. RefSeq lists its product as hypothetical. The transcript is spliced from 3 exons. Bases 1 to 1098 code for a protein of 365 amino acids. The record is from RefSeq and is a predicted model, not a curated record. NCBI's taxonomy places the organism in Eukaryota, Metazoa, Annelida, Clitellata, Rhynchobdellida, Glossiphoniidae.
AUGGCGGACGGCCGUAAAAUUAUUAUUAGCGAACUUUUAUGGUUUUUCAACCGUUAUAGCGAUAAAUUUAAUGAUAAUGAUAAAUUUAAGAGUUCCGUUAUAAGUUUUUAUACCGCAGCUGAAUUUCAAGAUGCUCACAAAGUUUUACUUUAUGAACUUGAGACUUUAAAGAAAGAAAAGGUCAAACUAUCUUCCAAAGAUAACACAAGAACAGAAAAAGCAAAUGACAUAAUUGAAAUGUUCAACCUGACGUCUUCGGAAAAAAUCAGAGAUAAUUUGCCGUUGUUUGCUGUUAUUGUAAUUGAACGUCUGCCCAAUGAUAGUUGUCAAUUUGACUCUAUAAGCUUAGUUGAUAAAUUUUCUAAAAUUGAAAAAAUAAUAGAUGACAAUAAUAAUAUAUGCAAAAAAAUAUGGUCUAGCUCUUUAAAAAAUAACAAUAAUAAUAUGGUUACAAAUAAUAGCCAUAGGUAUGCAAGUAGUGUGAAAUUUGGCACUUCAAAGUCUAACUCUACACAGCCCUCAAAACCACCCAGUUCAGCAAUAACCACUGAAUGGGGCUCUAAGACUAACUUAAUAAAUGAUGAUAAUUUCAACAAGAAACCUGCUAAAAACAAUAAUACAAAUGAUGAUAAUAUAAAAAUUAACUCACAGUCAGAUGACAGUGAUAAUGAUUUUAAAACUGUUGUUAAUAAAAACAAAAAAAGAAAACUAACCAAUAUGUACACCACAGCAGUAAAAAGUAAUAUCAGAAAAUGUUCAGGCAAAUCAAAACUUGAUUUGGGGUUUGCAGCUAAUGAUCCCCCAGUCAAAAAAUCCAUUCUUUAUGUGGGCAAUCUCACUUUCUGUAAGACUGAAGGUACAAUUUUAGGCAUAUAUCGACCUCCUGCUUCUUCCUUCGAUGCUUUUUUAAGACAUCUGGAAUGUAUUUUGGAUAGGCUUAAACCUACAACGGAUAUUUACCUUGUUGGUGACAUCAAUGUUUACCUAUCUAAAUGCACUACUCAAACUGGUAUUCUUUUAUCUGAUUUUUCGGACCAUUAUCCAAUAUUUUCAUUCUUCAAUAGCACAAUUUGUCCUCUCAGCCACCUGGUAUCUUAG